Penicillium soppii is the source of this 942-nucleotide messenger RNA. RefSeq names its product class I adenylate-forming enzyme family protein. The record is from RefSeq and is a predicted model, not a curated record. Gene Ontology annotation, molecular function: medium-chain fatty acid-CoA ligase activity. The transcript is spliced from 3 exons. The coding region runs from base 1 to 942 and encodes 313 amino acids. NCBI's taxonomy places the organism in Eukaryota, Fungi, Ascomycota, Eurotiomycetes, Eurotiales, Aspergillaceae. Gene Ontology annotation, biological process: fatty acid metabolic process.
AUGUGUUCCACUAAUUCUAUUGUGCAUGGACUACCAUAUCCUAUACCCCCAUCAUGUUCGAUACCGCAGCUCCUGGGCCAACAAGUCAGCCUAUUCUCCGACAGAGAAGCACUGGUUCUGUUUCGAGGUGCAACUAGGUUGACUUACCGCGAGCUAGAUAAGAGGAGUCAUAUUGUUGCCCGGUCCUUACUUUCCCUCCAAAUUGCCAAAAACGACAAAGUGGGGAUCUUCAUGGGAAAUUGUGAGACAUAUGCAGAGAUGUUUCUGGGUAUAGUGCGCAUUGGAGCAGUUGCUGUGCUACUGAAUGGUACAUACACUGCCCACGAGGCAAUAAAGGCCCUUCGGGUGACUGUGGAGAACGAUUCCUCUUCCAAAUGGCUCUCUGAGUCGUACAAUUGCUUUUUGCUUCGUGCAGAUACCGUUGACUAUUCGCAGUUAAUGCGAGCGGAAAAGAACACUACAAAAGACUCACUAUGUUGCUUUCUUCUUACCAGCGGCACCACAGGAUCUCCCAAGGUCGCAAUGUUAUCCCAUAAUGGGCCAAGGGAUUCUGUUGACAGAAAGAGAUAUUAUUUGUUGUCCUUUCCCCUUUUCCAUUGCGGAGGGUUGGUCUUGGGAUUGAUAGCAUGUCUUUCGCAUGGAUCCUGCGUUGUUUUUCCUUCAACUAUCUUCAAUGCAACUGCUGUUUCUCAAUGUCUAGCCGCGGAAGGAUGUACCGGGAUAGUGGGUUCACCGACCAUGUUUUCCCUGGUUCUAAAAGCAAGAAACCUGGGAGCACAGAAUUUAUGUCCAGCUCGAUUGAGGACAGGCUUGAUUGGCGGAUCAUCCUACUCCAAAUCUCUUUGGCAUAAUAUUCGAGAAGAGUUUGGAGCGGAGAACCUCGUCCAUGCAUAUGGUAAGUGGAGUUUGUCACAUCAUCGGCUGGAUGACGCCUUUGACUAA